Messenger RNA from Protopolystoma xenopodis, 282 nucleotides. The record is from the annotation of a GenBank genome assembly. Lineage: Eukaryota; Metazoa; Platyhelminthes; Monogenea; Polystomatidea; Polystomatidae.
ACAAAGCGCUUGCCCCGACUGGUUGUAAAGGACAUGGAGCAGCUUUACAUUGAGGAGGUGCGCAAAAUGAUCGGUGAGCUGAUGAUUCGCCUUGAAGCGGUCCCAGUGACGAAGGGUGCAAGCGGGUUUCAAAAGUUUAAAAAGUACAACAGAAGUGGCCAGAUGAUAAUGUCUAGUCCCGGCUCACUGCUCAAGGAUUCAACUGAUGAAUCUUCUGAGUUGAAUUUGAAUAAGUUGGAUAUUCAACUAAACUUCACAAUUGAGGUCAAUGCAUUUGGCUAG